AUGCCGUCGCCAUCUCCGCCGCCGCCAGUGCUGCCGAUCUCGGAGCACGAGGACGAGAUAGUCGCCGCGGUGGACGCGAACCCUGUGGUGGUGGUCAUCGGCGAGACCGGCUCUGGCAAGAGCACUCAGCUCUCACAGAUCCUCCACCGCCGCGGAUACACCCGUCGGGGCGCCAUCGCCGUCACCCAGCCCCGCCGCGUCGCUGCGGUCUCCGUUUCCAGAAGAGUAGCUCAAGAGCUUGGUGUUCCACUUGGGGAUGAAGUUGGUUAUGCAAUCCGAUUUGAGGACAGAACUUCAGAAAGAACAUGCAUAAAGUACCUCACGGACGGCGUUCUCCUUCGUGAAAGCCUUUCAAAUCCUGAGUUGAAGCAAUACUCAGUAAUCAUACUGGAUGAAGCUCACGAGCGUAGUUUAAACACUGAUAUCCUUUUAGGUUUGAUGAAAAGAUUGAUCAAGGACCGAGCCUCAGAUUUAAAAGUUCUAAUCACCUCUGCAACUCUUGACGGUUUAAAAGUUUCGAAGUUCUUCUCAGGAUGCCCUGUGUUAAACAUACCUGGAACUUUGUUCCCUGUGGAGAAAUUUUACAGCACUGAACGCCCAACAAAUUAUAUAGAAUCUUCACUCAGAACAGCUAUAGAUAUCCAUGCCAAGGAACCUCCUGGGGAUGUCUUAAUAUUUAUGACAGGAAAGGAUGAUAUUGACAAGAUGGUCUCAAAAUUGGAGGAAAGAAUUCAAAAUCUUGAGGAAGGCUCCUGCAUUGAUGCUCUUGUCCUUCCUCUUCAUGGUUCUUUGCCACCUGAGCUGCAGGUUAGGGUAUUUGCUCCUGCACCUCCAAACUGCCGACGCUUCAUUGUUGCAACAAAUGUUGCUGAAACUUCGCUGACUGUAGAUGGUGUCGUGUUCGUGAUUGAUUGUGGUUAUGUAAAGCAGCGCCAAUACAAUCCAUCAAGUGGAAUGUAUUCACUUGAUGUAGUCCAAAUCAGCAGAGUGCAGGCUGAUCAGCGAGCAGGGCGAGCUGGAAGAACUCGGCCCGGCAAGUGCUAUAGGCUAUACCCAAUUUCCAUAUAUCAGAAUGAGUUUCUUGAGGCAACAGUUCCUGAAAUUCAACGCACUUCUCUUGCUGGAAGUGUUCUGUAUCUGAAAUCGUUAAAUCUUCCAGACAUCAACGUACUGAAGUUUGAUUUUCUAGAUCCACCAUCACGUGAGUCAUUAGAAGAUGCUUUGAGGCAAUUAUACCUCAUUGAUGCAAUUGAUGAAAACGGGCAAAUAACAGAUGUUGGACGAGUUAUGGCAGAGCUCCCUCUUGAACCGUCUCUUUCAAGGACCUUGAUUGAAGCAAAUGAAUUGGGAUGCCUGUCUCAGGCAUUAACUGUUGCUUCGAUUUUGUCAGCAGAAAUCACAUUGCGAUCAGCUAGCAAGGACAUGGAUGGGAAGAGGAAAAGGCAGGAGCUUCCUGAUGGUUCUGGCUGGGGUGACCAUAUACAAUUGCUUCAGAUAUUCGAAAGCUGGGAUCAGUCUGGUUAUGAUCCAAAAUGGUGCUCUGAUCAUGAUUUGCAGGUGCGGAGUAUGAAAUUGAGCAAAGAUGUGAGGAACCAACUAUGCCAGAUUAUUAAAAAAAUUGCAAAAGGUUCAACUGAUGUGCAUGCAAGGAAAAGCCAGAAGAGUGACCCUGACUAUAGAAAGCUGAGGAGAGCUCUCUGCGUAGGAUAUGGUAACCAGCUAGCUGAGAGGAUGCUGCAUCACAAUGGCUACCAUACUGUUGGCUAUAGGACCCAACUUGUACAGGUGCAUCCAUCUUCUGUACUGGAAGGUGAUGAGUAUGGGAAGUUUCCCAAUCGAGCAGAGCAGACAGGAGGAGCCGAGAGCCCAACGUCGGAGAUAUCCUCCGCCGCCCUGGAGACGCUGGCCAGCGCCAUGCGGCGCGAGAACCGCCGGUCCAAGGCCCCGUCCUCCGCCUCCGCCCUCGCCUCGGGCAGGGUCAGCGUCAUGGCCUUUCUCUCCUGCCUCGCCUGGCUCUACGUCGCCGGCCGGUUGUGGCAGGACGCGCAGACCCGGGCGAUCCUGUCCGGCCUCCUCGAGAAGAGGCGCUCUGGCAGCGUCCCGAAGGUGCUAUCGGUGGAGGACAUGCUUAGGAACCUCGGAUGCAAAGCGAUUGGAAGGAAAAUUGUUGAGGCGGAGAUGGACGUGACCAAGGCCAAGAGCAAGGGGUACCUGGCGGGGAACAGGACUGCAGCUGUCGACUCCGACAAGAAGCAGAAGCUUCUUGCUGUCAUUGGUGUUUACACUGGGUUUGGCUCUCGUCUCAAGAGGAACGUCUUCCGUGGCUCCUGGAUGCCAAGAGGUGAUGCUCUGAAGAAGCUUGAGGAAAAGGGUGUAGUUAUUCGUUUUGUUAUUGGUCGGAGUGCAAAUCGAGGUGAUAGCUUGGACCGUAAUAUUGACGAUGAAAAUCGGCAGACAAAGGACUUCUUGCUUCUUGAAAGUCAUGAAGAGGCUGCAGAAGAAUUACCGAGCAAAGCAAAGUUUUUCUUCAGUGCCGCAGUCGAAAGCUGGGAUGCAGAAUUCUAUGUCAAAGUUGAGGAUAACAUUAAUCUUGACUUAGCUGGGUUAAUUGAGAUGCUCGAAGGCCGUCGAGGUAGCCAAGGAUUGUAUAUGGGUUGUAUGAAAUCAGGGGUUGUCAUAAACAAAAAUAGAGAUGCUUAA
Miscanthus lutarioriparius is the source of this 2700-nucleotide messenger RNA. The record is from the annotation of a GenBank genome assembly. NCBI's taxonomy places the organism in Eukaryota, Viridiplantae, Streptophyta, Magnoliopsida, Poales, Poaceae.